AUGCCAUCUGUGCACAUUGUUGAAGGACCCACCAUAUGGAUUAUUGGGGACAGUUACGUACGGCGUGGUCGCGACCGGGCAGCCGAGACCCUUGGUCACAAUUUAGGGAUGGCGGCCCACGUCCAGUGGUUUGGCCGCGGAGGACUCCGCUGGAGCAGCCUGGUGCCGUGGCUUUUUCGCUUGCUACGGGGACGGUCCGCCCCGGCUGUCCUGCUCAUCUGCUGCGGCAGCAACGACCUCGGGAAGGUGAAGAGCGUGGACUUGGUCGCAGCGAUGAAGCGGGACCUUCUGGACCUCCAUAGGCGGUAUCCAUCGAUGGACAUUUUUUUUUCGCAACUGACCGAUCGCCGCCUGUGGAGGGACGCCCAGCCGGGGCGGAUCAAUCUCUCUUGUAAACACUUUGGGGCGGGGGAGGUGUUCGCAUCUCCUGCUCCUGUCCUUUAUUCCACAUCAGCACCAAUCAGCAUCACUUAUGGGCUCCUGGACUCUGCUCCUCUUCUGGGACCGAGCGGGGGUUCAGGUGCACCCCUAAUCCAGCCUGACACCUCAUUCAGGGGCCGUGGUCGGCUGGUCCUGGGGAGGCAGAGGGGGGACGUCUAA
Molecule: messenger RNA, 600 nt
Organism: Knipowitschia caucasica
Lineage: Eukaryota; Metazoa; Chordata; Actinopteri; Gobiiformes; Gobiidae
Source: the annotation of a GenBank genome assembly